AUGUAUUGGGUCCGGCGAGGCACCAUCCUGGUGUCGCUCUUCCUCAUCAUCUCCUUCGUCGCCUGGUUCGUGCCCCGCGCCCUCGACCCCACCAGAGUGAGCCCGGAGCGAAGGGCACGCGACCGCCUCUGGGUCAACAGCAGCCCGUACUUCUGGGACCGUCAACUAUGCCGCUGGAUCAGCGUCUGCGGCCUCAACCACCUGCGGCGUGACCCUGCCGCCCUCUUCAACCCCAAUCCGCCCGCCGGCGGCGACGGCGACGAUGACGAUGACGCCGGCGACCUUGUCUUCGGAGAGCUUCGCCGCCGGGCGCUUGCCGCCGACGUCCCGCCCCGGUCGUGGGAGGAGCCCGACGACUCUUCCGAAGACUCCGCCGGCGGAUUCGUCCGGCAGCGACCUGACAUGAAGCGCAACCCUACCGAGAGACGCAAGAUACUCAAGGACAUACCCGACUAUGUCACCAAGUACGCGCCCCUCGUCCACCUCUACUCGGGCGAGCAGUUCUGGCCCUCGGACAUCCGGGAACACAUUCAGCACAUGAAUGUCUCUGUCAACGGCGAAAUGCUCAAUCAAACCAACAAAUGGACCCUCAAUAACCUCAACCAACUCAACGAGCACCGUGGCUUCGUGGUGUUGCACAGCCUUGACGACGUCGAGACCCGGCCCGAUUGGCUCCACAGCCACUUCAAUCGACCCGGCCCCUUCCCCGACAAUGGCGACGAUGGCGACGAGCACCCCGUCGUGGACGACGACGACAUGCCCGUGUACCGCAAGGAGCCCACCAGCUGGUUUGAUGUCGACAAGCAGCAUCCCCUGCAUCGUAUCGCCGAUCCUCGGCCAAAGACGCACCGGCAGCGGCGCCGGUCCGAGCCGCCCCGCAUCGCGCGCCGCGGCCACAAGCCCGAUGCCGACGGCUACUCCAAGGCCCCUGCCGUCCUUGUCAUCGUCGACAAGGGCUCCGGCGUCGUCGACGCCUUUUGGUUCUUCUUUUACUCGUACAACCUCGGCCAGACCGUUCUGGGCAUUCGUUUCGGGAACCAUGUCGGCGAUUGGGAGCACUGCAUGAUCCGUUUCGAGAAUGGCGAGCCGCGGGGCAUUUUCUUUUCCGAGCACGAGGGAGGCCAGGCGUAUGCGUGGGAUGCCAUCGAGAAGCGCGGCGUCCGCCCCGUCAUAUACUCGGCCGUCGGUUCGCACGCCAUGUAUCCCUUGCCCGGCGAGCACCCCUACGUCCUGCCAUUCCGCAUGCUCAAGGACGUGACGGACAAGGGACCCAUCUGGGACCCCUCGCUCAACAACUACGCGUACCACUACGACUACACCAAGGAGAAUCGCUGGGACACGCGCGACCCCUGGGACGACAAGGUCAGCAGGGUCGGCAAAACUGAGUCGCUCGUCCCCGCCGCGUCCAACCCAGAUGCGCCCACGUCGUGGUUCCACUACCGUGGCCGCUGGGGCGACGAGGUCUACACCCUGGCCGACAUCCGGCAGUGGCGCCUCUUUGGCCAGUACCACUACGUCACGGGUCCUUCGGGCCCCAAGUUCAAGCACCUGGACCGCUCUAAGCUGUGCCAGAGCUACCGCUGCCGCAUCCUCUACAAGAUCGACCCCAAGAGGACCUGGUACUAG
This is a messenger RNA of Purpureocillium lilacinum, 1626 nucleotides long. Its product is annotated as vacuolar protein sorting-associated protein 62. Lineage: Eukaryota; Fungi; Ascomycota; Sordariomycetes; Hypocreales; Ophiocordycipitaceae. The record is from RefSeq and is a predicted model, not a curated record.